Messenger RNA from Stegostoma tigrinum, 452 nucleotides. RefSeq names its product probable G-protein coupled receptor 139. Gene Ontology annotation, molecular function: G protein-coupled receptor activity. The transcript is spliced from 3 exons. Gene Ontology annotation, cellular component: membrane. Gene Ontology annotation, biological process: G protein-coupled receptor signaling pathway. The coding region runs from base 39 to 452 and encodes 137 amino acids. The record is from RefSeq and is a predicted model, not a curated record. Lineage: Eukaryota; Metazoa; Chordata; Chondrichthyes; Orectolobiformes; Stegostomatidae.
AGUAAUAGAGCUAAAACAGAAUUAUCUUCUCCCAUAAAAUGAGACAGCCAGCUAUUUUAUUGAUAAAAACAAUUUAUUACCCAAUUCUUGUGGCCUUCGGUGUUCCUGCAAACUUGAUGACUCUUGUGCUUCUUGCCAAGGGAAACUGUGGCCUUUCCAAAUGCAUAUCUGUCUACAUGGUGGCCAUGGCAGGAGCGGAUCUAUUGGUGAUGCUUGUCAAUGUGAUGUUAUAUCAUGUUUUCAGCUUUCAUCUCCCGUUUUCAGUACUGGCCCUCACUCCGAUUUGUAAGUUAAUUUUAUAUUUAACCACGGUCGCCAUCGAUUUGUCCAUUUGGUUUACCAUCAGCUUCACAUUUGACAGGCAUUUAAUGGCUAAACAAGCAAUGGUUCCGCACUGUCCUCCACCCAAUGAAUCAGUUUCUCUACAAGUGUGUUUCGCAGUGAAGAUCUGA